This is a messenger RNA of Lotus japonicus, 3138 nucleotides long. RefSeq lists its product as uncharacterized. The coding region runs from base 1 to 3138 and encodes 1045 amino acids. The record is from RefSeq and is a predicted model, not a curated record. Lineage: Eukaryota; Viridiplantae; Streptophyta; Magnoliopsida; Fabales; Fabaceae. Gene Ontology annotation, molecular function: nucleic acid binding; zinc ion binding; catalytic activity. The transcript is spliced from 2 exons.
AUGACGACGACGCUCCACCCCGGCGGGGAUCCCCGCAAAGCACCUUGUGAAGGAAACGACCAAGCAGACCGUAGCAACAAAAAGGUAAAAACGACGGAUUGUGUAACUGUCUUUGAUUCAGAAAUGGAUCUACUGGAGGAGAAUAAUCCCAGAUUGGAAGGUCUGCAAAAGGAAUCAAAGAUGUCCUAUAAGGAUAAAGUGAUUGCUGGGGAAUCCUUCACCCCCUUUUCCCCCCAAGAAAUUGUUGACCUAGUUAGGGAAGAACUCGCUGGAGAUGAUCUGGAAUCUAUGAAACUUGAGGAUGAGAGGAAGCCUUUCAGCCUCAACCCCGUUGUUCCUGUCUCCUUAGAAGAAUAUGAAGAAUGGUGUCGCCCAUGGAAGUUUACCCUGGUAGUGAAGCUCCUGGGAAAGAAAAUUGGGUUUAGGUGGAUGGACCAGCGCCUCCACAGAAUCUGGGCAAAGGAAGGGGACAUUAAGGUGAUUGACCUUGCUGAGGACUACUAUCUGGUUCGCUUUGCUUCUGAAAAUGAUUACCGGGUUGCUCUCUUCGAGGGCCCGUGGAUGAUUGCAGACCACUACCUACUGGUGCAGAGAUGGAGACCUAGAUUCAAGGCAAAUGAUGAAGCUGCCAGGAAGAUAGCGGUGUGGAUCAGGUUGCCAGAACUUGAUGUGGAGCUCUGUAAUGAAAAAUUCCUUUGGCGCCUUGGAUCCCUACUAGGGACGAUGCUCAAGAUUGAUACCCACACAUCUGUUAACAACCGUGCUAAGUUUGCCCGAAUCUGUGUUGAAAUUGAUCUGAAUUGCAAGCUUUCUCCCACUUUCACUGCUCUAGGAGAGGUAUACCGACUAGAAUAUGAAGGUCUCCAUGCUAUAUGUUUCAGUUGUGGAAAAUAUGGCCACAAGAGUGAUCGAUGCCCAGAGAGGACUAUUCCCACCCCUCUUCCCUCUUCCCCUAAGGGUAAUGAUCCAAUGCUGCCAGCGUCUGAGGAUCAUCAACCAAAAUCUAAGGUGAUUCAGGAACAGACUGAAGUGGAAAAUGACACUCCUAGUGGCUUUGGCCCAUGGAUGUUGGUUAAAAAACCACCCAAGAGGAAGCCUCUUAAACCCUUGAACCAAACCAUUAACCAGCAUGGUAACAAAUCUCGUUUCUCAGCCCUCAACUCUAAUGAUGAGCCUAGGGAGCAGCCAGUCAACGUUAAUCCCCAUCCUGGUCAAGAAAACCAUCAGCAACAAGAUGCCCCCAAAUCCAAAGGUGGGCUUGGGAUAAAAGCUAAUAAAGCUUCUGGUAGGAUCGCAACCCAACAGAAGAUAGUGAAUCAGAACCAAGAGAGGGUCCAACCUCAGAAAGAAAUGCAGCAAAACAAGGACAUGCAGACUAUCCAUAAAGGUGAGGAGGUGACUCAUUACCUCACCAGGGAAGAAUCUGCAGCCCUGGCAGCGGUGAAACAAUUUCAACAAAAGAUGUGGGAUGAUUUUAAAUCAGGGAAAAUCCCAGAAGAUGGUCUUCAAGGUGGUUCCUACGUUCCUUCCUAUGAGGAGCUCAAUUUCAUCAAGUCCCUCAUGAAGCAGAAAGGUCUAGAUGCCUCAGUAGCAGACAUGGAGUGCAGUGAUAGAUGCAAGCAAGAUUCCUUGCAAGAAGCCCAGGGGGCUGGGAAAAAGAAUUUUACCAGCUUUAUUAAGGAUUGUUCAAGAAUCUAUCAUUUGGGUUUUGUGGCCAUUCUUGAGCCUCGUAUAAGUGGUGAGAAAGCUGAUAAAGUCCUCUCCAAUAUGGGCUUUGACAGUAUAACAAAAACUGAUGCAAACGGUUUCUCUGGAGGUAUCUGGUGUUGUUGGAAGCAAUCCAUGUUCUCAAUCAGAGUAGUGGCUUUAAACCAGCAAUGCAUUCACCUCCAUGUUAAUCCUAAUGAUCAGGGAGGGUGGUACCUUACUGUUGUUUAUGCUCAUCCCCAAGAAAGGAUGAGGGUUUCCCUGUGGAAUGACCUUGUGAACUUCAAGGACCAGACCUCUGGCCCCUGGUUCGUUGCUGGAGAUUUCAACUCCGUUCUUUUUGAGGCAGAAAAAGUGGGUGGUGCCCCCUUCAACCGUCAGGCUGCUAACAAAUUCCAGGAAUGCUUGAACAUCACCCACUUGGAGGAUCUUGGCGCGAAAGGUGUCCAUUUUACCUGGCAGAGGGGUGAUCUUUUUGAGCGUCUUGAUAGAGCAGUCUCCAAUGCCCAAUGGAGGACCAGAUUUCCUGCAGCCUCUAUAACAAAUCUUCCUCUCCCUUUCUCAGACCAUUGUGCCCUCUGGUUGAGACUCAAUGUAGAAACUAGGAGCCCAAAACCUUUUAAGUUCUUGGCUGCCUGGUCGCAACAUCCAGAAUUCCAGGAUCUGAUUAAGAAUAAUUGGAGAGCUUCCAGUUCUUGGCAGGGAAACAUCACAAACUGUACUGAAACGCUCAUGGAAUGGAAUAAACUGGUUUUUGGAGACAUAUUCCGCACCAAAAAGAGGCUCCUGGCCAGAAUGGAGGGCAUCCAGAAGAAGAUAGUUCAGAACCCAAAUCCUUUUCUGAUGAAGUUGAGAAAGAGACUAUGGACUGAUUAUGAAACCAUCCUGAGAAGUGAAGAGUUGUACUGGGCUCAGCAAGCCAAAAUUAACUGGCUUAAUUUGGGUGAUAGGAACACUAAAUUCUUUCACCAAAGCACUAUAGCUAGACAACAACGAAACAAAGUGGAGGCCCUCCUCAAUGAAGAGGGAGAAUGGACUUAUGACAGCUUGAACUUGAAAAGGUUGAUUGUUAAUUACUUCAAGUCCCUUUUCUCUACUGACCAGGGACUUCCCUAUAGUCUGUGUAGUUCCUCCUCUUUUCCGAAGCUUAGCGGCCUUGAGAGCACUGAGAUGAUGAAGCUAGUGACCCAUGGAGAAGUGAAAAAAGCGCUUUUCAGUAUUGGAAAUCUGAAAUCCCCAGGCCCUGAUGGAUUUCAUGCAGUCUUUUUCAAACAGAACUGGGAUCUCAUUGGGGAUUCCCUAAUCAGUCUUAUCAGAAACAUCUUCUCCAACCCUGCUCUGAUCAAGAAUGUGAACCAAACUGUUUUGGCUCUUAUUCCCAAAGUCCAAAUCCCUGAACGUGUCUCCCAAUUCAGACCAAUUGCCCUUUGA